This is a messenger RNA of Megalopta genalis, 3395 nucleotides long. RefSeq lists its product as uncharacterized. Gene Ontology annotation, biological process: SCF-dependent proteasomal ubiquitin-dependent protein catabolic process. Gene Ontology annotation, cellular component: SCF ubiquitin ligase complex. The record is from RefSeq and is a predicted model, not a curated record. NCBI's taxonomy places the organism in Eukaryota, Metazoa, Arthropoda, Insecta, Hymenoptera, Halictidae.
GUUUGAAAAUAGCUGUGUUACAUGGUUGUGAUUUAAUUAACUUUGUUUUGAUCGGAGGAGACCGCGAGAAAGACGCGGAUGGUGGCGUGCGUCGUUAUUAGUCGAUCACUUUUUUUUUCUUAGCCGCGUUUAAUAGUCUCUUUGCUAAUCCUUCGUUCGGGAACGACGCUGCGCGACACGGUCGACCGGAUAAUCGAACGAAUCGCUUUUUAAACUCGGCAUUAAUUAGAUACGCGUUCAAUGCCGCCGGUGCCUUCCCAAGAAUCGCGAUCUAACCUGUCAUCGGGGAAUCGUCGUUUUUCAUCGUCGAGCAGGAGUUUAUUCGUCCUCUUUGCAGUCAACCAUUGUCUUAACAAUUGCAUGGAAAUCUGUGCUGUUCUAAAUAGCGUUGUGCAGUCAUACGCUUGUCUUCCACCUUUAUUUAUAACUUCUUCCUCGACAUAAACAUUACUAGGUUACCCGCUGCUACUGUUUUUUUAAACGAAUGCGUUGCUUAACGAUCCGGUUUGCAUGAGCGAUUCAGUGAGAAAAAUGUACGAAUGAAUUUUUGCUCGUCGAUCAAUAGUUUCUUAAAUUAACAAUACGAUAGUUCCGUAAACAAUAGAGAACUAUUUUCACCCCUUGAAUAUAAGUACAUGCGUACAUAAUGGCUGCCGAAAGAGUACGCGUCGAAUUUAUAGUUCUGGAAAGUUUUAACAGAAUGAUAGAAAAUCAUCGGCUGUGUGAAUGAAAUUGUUACAAUCGUCGAAAUUAUUGCUGUACUUGAACUAGCACAAUGAUAAUCGCUUAUCGUUCAGCGUUGAAUUUAAAACAGUUAUUGAACGUUAACAAGUGAAUGAACAAGAGAAGAUGCCUGGCCACCGUCAGCCUAACACCCUGGAGGGGCUUAGCUUGGGACGCGUGUGUCAACAACUCGACGGGACGUGCCGAAGGCUGCAGGUGCUUUCGCAGGAGUCAUCGGCAGCACAAGUUCUGGCUUAUGCGAAGCAAAAUAUCAGGCCGUACUACAUAAAUGCCCUACCGGCGCGUUUGCGGUCUCAAGUCAUCGAAGAGACUUCCAAGAUGCUGUAUGGACCAGCAUCCGAUGGAUCGACUUUGAUUUCUGGACCGGCUCCCCUGUAUCUACUAGCCCUGCUUUUAGGACACGACAUAAAGCAGUUGAAAGUGUAUCUGUGUUGCUACUACGGAUGCAGCCAUCAGACGUCGCUGUUAAAGCUGCUCGCGACCGAAGGAAUUGGGCUAGAAUCUCUGAAGUUGGCCCGUUCUGCUUUGCUCAGAUUAGAUUGUAAACUAUUGAAAUGUGCUCUGAUGAACAUGAAGAACCUGAUAAGUUUGUCUCUUCGGAAUAUAGCCAGUGAUGCCGUGCUCCAAGUUGUGGGAAAAGCUUGUCCAAAAUUGGUUGUUUUGGACGUUGCUUGUUCCAGACAAGUCACAGAUGUAGGAUUGAAGCAAUUGCUGUUGCAAGUAGAGAUUAGAGAUAAAAUGCCUCAUGCGGCUAUGCAAGAAGCCACCAGUUGGUCCAGAUUAAAAAUGCUAUUGUCAAAAUUGAAAAUGAGGAACUCUAAGUCGGAGAAAAAAGAGAAACAAGGCGUACUGUUGGAGUAUUAUGAAAGCAGAAACCCUCUUUGUGAUACACUCAGAGUACUUAAUGUCGCUAACACUGGUGUGACCAGUGCAGGUGUAUUGUUGGCUCUGGUGCACGUGCCAAGAUUGGAAUCCUUGGCAGAAUACUGUCACAUGGGAAGAGUGGUAGAAAUUAUGAACAAAGGACUCAUCGGAUUCAAAACUCCGUUUAGUUUGACUCAAGCGAGAAGUUGCAGAACCACACCAAUACGUUUGGAGCUUUUGGCACAGGCAUGCCCGAAAGUGGAAAAACUACAUAUCUCUGAGCCGCACCACUCCCCAGAAGCAUUGCGACUGUUUCCUUAUGUUACUUCUUUAAGUGUCCGCAAUAUCCCAUCCCAAGAAGAAUGGUUGGAAGGAUUCUAUGCCUAUCUACGCACAAACGGUCACAAUUUACAGGAACUGAAUCUCAGAAUUAAUCAAAACGAGAAUCCUAUUCAGGUGGACUUGAAAGAAAUUUUCAACAGCUGUAAUAAUCUCAGAAUAUUCACUAGCGACGGUUCUAACAUAAUUUGGUCGGAAGGAUCCGAUCCUCCUCCUCUUAAGUACUUAAAGAGAGUCAAAUUAGGACGCACAGUGAGUGCUGUAGCAAUUACCAAAAUCUUUCUGUUAGCACCGGAAUUAACGGCGUUACAUGUUCACAGUUGUUUCGAUCUCACGAACGAACACUUAGAAAAGUUGUUAGGUGUGUCCGCGAAGCCAAAAAAUCCGCGAAAGUCUGACAAAUGUGAAAAUAGUCUAGUGCAGAACCUAACAUGCUUUUACAUAUACGAGGCUAGCAAAGUGUCUGCGUCCACUGUGCUGAAUAUGUUUCAACAUUGCAAGAGACUGAGAAGAAUUGGAAAUCUAGCGAACUGGGGGUUGGACUGCGAAGGUAUUAUAAUGUUAAGAACAACGCUGAUCCGGACGAAUCUGGAUGUGGAUUUGUGCCCGGGAGAGCAUUGGUUCUGGAGCAAUUGUAUCCAGUGAUGUUUCCUAUAUAUUCUGUACGGAUACGUUAAACGAUCCGUGCAGCUCCGAUAAUGUUUGGUUCACGAUAAUAGGUUGCUAUAUCAUUCGAAUCUAUUGCACUCUGAUAGACUGUAAAUUUGUCAGUAUUAAAAGGUAUCUUAAUAAAUAUAAGGCAAUUUAUAUUUGAAAAAAGUGCAAGGAAACGUUCAUUGCAUAGUAAAUGUACAUCGACAUAAAAGUCUAGCAACAGUAAUUGGUCACCUUACUAUCUGCGUUCAAUUGUACGCCUUUCAUUAUUAUACGAUAAUGAUGUACUGAAUAUAAUAUAAAGAAGAAGAAGAAGAAGAAGUAUAUUUUUAUGCCAUGUUAUGAUAACUUUCUAAACAGUCGGGCUCUUGGUAUUAUUUGGUAACCAAACUCGAGUAACCUGGAUACCCGUGUAUCUAUCAAGAGUUCUACGGCAACAUACUGUUCUAACAAGAAAAUCAAAUUUUUUACGCAAACUCAUGUGCCACGAACACCAUUAAUUAUUCAUCUAACCGAAUGCCAGUAAUUGAACAGACUUCAGACUUGUAAAUUGUACAACUACUUUUUAAUUGUCUAUAGCUAAGUACUUAAAGAAGAAUCGAAAUAAAGAAAAAUCUUAAUUUCUAUUGUAACGAUUAACUGCAAUAUGAAUUUUAUAUAUGUAUACAUGUAAUAUUAGGUAUAUACGUAUAGAAAUAUAUUCACAUUGAAUUUCAAAUUAAUACGACACGGACUACGCAUGUGUAUCGUAACUUUGGAAUACAAUAAAGAAUCGUUUUCGAAGUACCAGUGAA